Molecule: messenger RNA, 2786 nt
Organism: Gekko japonicus
Lineage: Eukaryota; Metazoa; Chordata; Lepidosauria; Squamata; Gekkonidae
Gene: GPKOW
Product: G-patch domain and KOW motifs
Exons: 11
Coding region: 12-1505 (497 amino acids)
Biological process (GO): mRNA splicing, via spliceosome
Cellular component (GO): spliceosomal complex
Molecular function (GO): nucleic acid binding
Source: RefSeq, a predicted model, not a curated record
ACGAAAAAAAGAUGGCGGAAACUGCGGCAGCCGAAACAGAGAGUGUUGAGAAGAAGGCCGUGGGAGCUUCGGCUGCCCCGGUGUCGUUUAGCUUCACGCGGACAACCGGGAGGAGGAGGCUUCUCGCCGUGACGGGACAAGAUGGGGGAGAAGAGAAACUGGAGACCGAUUUCCUUCGUGCCGUUGAGGGGCGAGAAUUACAAAGUGUCCGGCCAGCCCCGCAGCCCAAAGAGCUCGUGAUCCCCCUGAUUCAGAAGAACCAAUGGAAGAAAGUGGCGGAUCCGGCACCGCUCCCAGACCCGGACGGGAGUAAUGGGGUCGAAGCCCAGGCCGUCAGAGAGCUCAUUGAGGAAUCCAAGAAGACGCAGGAGCAAUGGGAGAGCAGCAGCAAGAUCGACCCCGCGUUUGCCAUCCCCCUCCUCAUGCAGAAUCGUGUCCCCGACGGCUACGAGGACGGGGAGAAAAUGGACGUCAGCCUCCGUCCAGAAUCGUCGACGGAGGCUGAUUACGAAGAGGUGCCAGUUGACGCCUACGGUAUUGCCAUGUUGAAAGGCAUGGGCUGGAAGGCAGGCGAGGGCAUCGGGCGCACCUUCAAGCAGGAUGUGAAGCCACCGGAGAACCGUCUUCGGCCCAAGGGCCUGGGCCUCGGGGCGGACCGCUCAGCAGCCCAGGAUCUGCAGCCUUCCCGCCCCCAGCGCCCCCCGAAGCCGGGCGAGGAGCAGUCCAAGAGCAAAGAGGAGCCGUUGGGAUUGGUGGCGGGAGGCGCCGUCUUCAUAGAGGCCGGGCCCCACAAGGAGCUCUAUGGAAAGAUCGAAGGCACGGAUGCCGACAACGCUCGCCUCAUGGUGAAACUGGCCAUCGGGGGCAAGAUCGUGACCGUGAGCCAGCACGGAGUCUGCCCGGUGACCCAGAAGGAAUACGAUAAGUUCGCCAGAGACCUCAGUCGCCUCAGCAAGGCCCACAAAGAGAAAGAGGCGGACCAGAGGAACGGGGCCCAACACGACCCGGAGAGCGGGGCCGCCCCAGACAGAAAAGAGGAGAGGAGCAAAAAGAGGAAGCAUCCCCCGGAGGCUGAAAGAGAUGAAUGUUCGGGAAAACAGAGCAAGACGGGCACCAGCGGCCAUUCCUCGUCCAAAGGGCCCCACUGGUUGCGGCGAGAUCUACGAGUCCGCUUUGUGGAUAAACUCUACAAGGGGGGGAAAUACUACAAUACAAAAAUGGUCAUCGAGGAUGUCCUGAAGCCAGAUACUUGUGUCUGCCGGACAGAAGAGGGCCGGAUCCUGGAUGGCAUCCAAGAGUCCAUGCUGGAGACCGUGAUUCCCCGGGGUGACUCCGACUGGGUGAUGGUGGUGCUGGAGGAGCACGCCGGCCAGGUGGGCCGCAUACUGCGUCGCAACAAGGACCAGGGCUGCGUGCUGGUGCAGCUGCAGCGGGACGAGGACAAACUGCUGACCCUGGAUUUCGACGCCGUCUGUCACUACGUCGGCGGAUCGGAGGACGACUGAGUGCCGCUUGGCCCUCCGGAGCACACAACACCUGCGCUAAAUAAACAGGGCCCCCCCCCUUCCCCAAAACCCUCCUACAUGGUCAAGAGCAGAGCCCUCCUUUGACUCCUCUCUUGCAGUGCCGGAAAAGCUGAGCGCCCUCGAGGAAGCGGAGGACGCGAUGGCCUCCCCUGCAGAGCGGGCUCAAGUGUUGUAGUCUAAACGGGCUCUGGGUGCAAGUUCUGCUCCUCGAGACACAGGCUUGUGCUUUCUAAACGGGGGGGUCGGGAGGAGGCCACAGAGAGAACCGAGGGCCUCUCAAGGUUCUAGAGCAAGAACGCACAGAACAAAUCUAAUCAGGAACGAAAGUCAGCCGAUGUGGGUAGCUGCUGGCUUGCUCUAGAGCAGUGGGAGGUUAAGGGUGUGUCCUGACCAGUGGAAGCUGGAUUUGGCUCUCUUGCCCCCACGAGGAAGGGAGUCUUCUCCACUCUAGAUUUUUAGGAUGUCCUCUAGACAGUGAGUGGCAGCCGUGAAUUUGUGCGAUGGCUAUGGGACGGAGGUGAAUACCAUGAAACCCUUGCUCCGAGCAGAACGCCAGGUGCUUUGGGUAUUCACGGGGAGGAAACGCGGGCGUAUGUUUUUUAACCUGGAUUUUCCAGAGCAGUGCACAUCGGUUGCCGAUGGAAAUCGCGAAGCCAGGACUGCGGGACAAAGAUCUUUUAAGACAGAACGUGGCAAAGAGCCCUGGAAUCUCUCUAGGGCCCUGAGCUCAACCGAUCUUGUUGGGCUCUCGGGACGUGAUCCGAAAGAAGGAUUCCAGGUUCGCCAUAAAGAUUCCAGGACAACCAUUUUUUGAUUCUGAACCUGAGAUCAACAACGGGCUGUGGAUCAGCCCUCUCAAAAGGGGGGAGCAGCUCGUUCUGAAGGACAUAGAGAGGGUCUUUGACAGUUGGCUCCCGUCAGCCCUCCCACAUGAGAAACAGGCAUGCGAGGGGGUACCCCUUUCGUGGGCGGCGGAGGCAGACUUGGCAGGGCCAGGGUACCACCCCCAGCCAGCUUCCCCUGGUUUUAUUUAAAUAAACACCCGGGUUUUUCCUCCCUUGUUUUAUUUGUGCAAUUGCAAUCCUGGUAAUUUAGUGUGACAUUAUCGUUACCAUUAAUUCAGUUUGUUAAUUGCCCUGUCCCAGUUUACGCCAGGCUCUGCAUGAUGUACAGGCAGCAUGGUGCCAUAAAAAUACACAAAACAUUAAAAUUCAGUAUACAAUUUGAUUAAAAACUAGAAACCCAGACUAAAAGAUCCAA